UAAUGCGCCGCCGUGGUGUCAUUACGCACACGGAGCUCUCCAAGAGCGUAACAGGAGCGCCAGGAGAAUUACUGUCAGAAGAAAGUCAGAGAUUUAUUUUGAAGCUUUCUCUCUGAAGGAAAAACUACUCUGGGUUCUUUGUUGAUUUUAGGAUGACCGGUGUGUGGAGUUACCGGGCCGCCGUUGAAAAGAAGAUUAGAUGAUUCUUCAGAGCGAGACCGGAUGUGAUUUUUCGUCCUAGUGCCGCCCAGGAACGUCCGGACCCUCUGUGAGAUGCCCACCUGACCUCUGACCCCUCGCACCAUGGACCUCCGUCUGCAGGCCAACCCGCAGCUCCACUACGGGAUCAACGGGGCCGCCGGCCGAAACUCCAGGCAGCACGAAGAUGAUCUGCGGUUUCUGAGCCAGGAGGAGCAGGAGUGCAUCCAGUUCUUCGAGGAGACUAUCGACUCAUUGGAGGAGAGUCUAGAGGAAAAUGACCCAAGACUAGAGCAGAGAAUCAGCAGAAGUCUUGUCGAAGGGGUCAACGGACCCCCGACCUCGAGUCCCAACCCUGGUGUAACUGUGCCCUCCUUCUUGGCCGGACCUCCCAGUCCGAAAGACCAGGAUAUUAUAGAUCUGGUUCGCCCAGAACCGGACUUGGUGCAGACCAAAGAGCGGAACUUCAGCCCCACCAAUCCAGAUUUUCAGAGUAUGGUGCCAACUCCUGAAAGCCACUUUGAGAUAAAGCCAAGGCGAGAUCAGACAGACAGCUUGCCUUCAGAGUACAACCCUCCCCUACCAAGUGGCAGCUAUGGGCCAACAGACAGCCACUCCUCCUACCACCCUCCAGGCUGUAUCCCCACCCCGGUCCUGAUUGCCCAGAAGAUAGCCGAGAACCAGGCUGGUGGAACCUCCAACUUCCUGCCCUCGUCACACCUCCGCCCCUCCAGCUUGGACUCCGAAAAGCCUCUGAGCUACAGCACAGAUGGUCCGAUAGUUAAAUACGGUCCUCCUACCUCUGCCAAGCCUAACCGCUACCCCUCUAACAUCAAUGUGAUCCUCGGCAACAAGGAGCACCAGAACCAGUCGCUGGCGAAUGUGAACCUCCACGAAAGACGGGCGCAGAUGCUGGCAAAUCUAUCAGGGUCACACCCUCUGCUGCAGGAAGAGCCUCAGCCGUCAAUGGAACAGAAGGCUCGAAAUGUUCCCACACGGAGCAUUUCUUUCAAGGACCCGUCACCAGACAAAUCCAGGAUGGAGGCCCUGUCUAAGCUGGGCUUAAACAGGAAUCGAGCCAUGUCCGGGGGUUUGUCGCUCCUCGUCACCCCUAACAGCACCUCUCUGGAUCCGUCCACAGGUGCAGAAACAAGUGCCAAACCUCUCGAGGCCAGUGUUCCCCCAACAACAAAAACCAAUACUAAAUUGCCUGAAGCCAUUGUUAGAUCACCAUCUCAGAUUUACGAAGACAGAAAAGCUGAGAUUCUACGGACAGACUCUCUCAGGAGCAAUGAAGAUAGAAACCGCCAACUGAGCCCCUCGCCUCCAGCAGUCACACAGGGCAGCUUCUAUCCACCUCCUCCUUUGGAUACCAAGACAUCCAUUCCACCUGCACCUGAGGUCACCUCACUGGAAUUUAACAGCUACGGAGGGAAAUCUAUCGUGGUCAACCCGUCUGUUUCCUCUAAGAGUGAACCUCCAACCUCUCAAACUAGCCAUGAACCCAAAAUCCUUCCACCUGUGCUGGCUAACCCCAGUGAGUUCAACCCCUAUGGAGGAAAGACCAAAGUCAUGACCCCGGCUGCCGUGACCAGGAGCGACCUUCCCGACAUCCUCAGCUCCCACAUCGACAAGAGUCAAACCUUCCCCGCCAAGUCAGAGCCACUACCUACUGAGCUGAAUAGUUACGGAGGCAAGAGCCGGACCAUCAACCCCUCCACCGGGUUAAAUCGCCCUUCAAGGAGUUUAAAACCUCCAGCCCCAACCCCAGCCCAAAAACCUCCUCGGCACUCCUAUCACGGUGCCGUCACUUCCCAGAAAGCAGCGUUGCGAGCCUUGUCCCCUGAACACAAGCGAAGACCUGGCUCCAUGUUUCGUCCUCAAGGCAUCACGGUGCAGUUUUCUGGACGGGGGGCGAUGGACGAGUCACGUAGGGACGCGCUGAGGAAACUGGGGCUGCUAAAAGACUCUUGAUGAAUUCAUUCUUCAGUCUCCACCUGUCGAACCCGAAUCUCUGCUGUGUACCUGCUGGUGGAGGUGGUAUGCUAGAAGCUUCCCCAUUUAUGUCUGAGCAUGAAGGUGUGGUUGCAUAGAGACCUACUUUUACAGAUGGGAAUGGAGCUAGAUCCUACAAUGGACCCGCACAGCCAGUUCUCGUUUCCUCGCCAUAAAAAAAGACGGAUAGAAGAAUGACACAGUGCAGCAGCUACUGUUUCAGUGACAAAAGUCUUGACAGAUAAACUGCUUUAUCUUGUCUCUGAUCCAGGACAUUGAAUACCUCCGCACAAGAUAUUUUGGAACAAACCGAUGCCAUAAAAAAGGAGCAUCCGCUUCCUGUGGGAAUCAUAUAACAUUGGUCUCCGGUUUGCCACAAAUGAGGCUCAUUGUGAAACUUUAAAAACAUCUUAAUGAAAAAGUCUGGAGAUAUUCUAUAUUUAUAUAUAAGACCAAAACUACCAAUGUGUUAGUCCGCCUCUCAAUACUUUAUGACUUCGCUACCUUGGCACUGUAGUUUUUUUAUCAAACAUUACUCAUACAGGAGGAAAUAAUGUGUUUGUUGGGGACUAUUUUCAGCGGUGGAUCAAUACACAUUCGAUACUUUCGGUGGUUUUGUGUCAAAAAUUACGUUGGAUUAUCAACCAGGGCAAAGCGGGCGACUGUCCCUGCAUCCCAGACCCCCUAUAGGGUCCCCAAAAGGUACGUUAUGUGCCAGUUAAUUUUAUUUAGACUUCUAAGACAAAAAAAAAAUCGACUAUUAUUAUUUAAAUAUUUAAAUAAAUAUGUGCUUAAAAUUGCCACAAACUAACUGACAAACUGUAAAUAAAUAAUUAAAUUACAGAGUAGUUUUAUCUAAAUCAACAACCUCUCAUCACAUACUCGGAAAAAGAAAGAAUUUAAGUUAUAUUAUUUGUUUUUACAGUGUAAUUUUUCCUUCCAGCAACUGUCCGCAAAGUGAAAUUAAUGUUCAUACACAGGCUGUGAAGUCUUUAUCAGCCCUGUAACAUGGGAACCUUUUGUGUUUUCACUGGUUUGUGUACCGACUUUUGGGCAUUUUAAUCAGCGGUGAGAGUGUGUGUGUGUGUGUGUGUGUGUGUGUGUUUUCUGUCAGCACUUUUGUUUAAAGAACUUUUCUCUGGAGGAAUUUUAUUACUUCUGAAAUAACCAUAACUAUAUUGUAAAGAACAAAAGCCGUGCAUAUAAAGUAUAUACAGAAGAUCAAAGAAACAAGACAUGAAAAGUCAAACUCGAUGCCUGUUUUCUAAUCGUUUUGAAUAUCGCCACUGAUUCGGAUGACCUGGAAUAUCAAGAGGUGCACGAGUUGAAAGUGAAAAGAGCCUGGGGUUUUUCUUGAAAGAUGCAAAGCUGAGCUGAGCUGGAGGAUAUUUUUACUCCACGGACAAACCUCCCACACCAAACCACAGACUGUGGAAUGGGUUUUUGAGGGCAGGACUUUUACUUUUUUACUACGCAGAGGGAAUACUUUUAAAACUGCUCUUUAGGGAUGGGCGAGCACAUGGCAUUGUACAAAACACAAGCACUAAAACCCACAGAGUCUAGAAAUACAUCCUGGGUUUACUUAUGUGUUUUUUAUUCCUUUUUGUUUUCUCGAGCUGUUGUCGAUAACUUUGCAAGUGUGUUAUUUAACUGUUGUAGCAGCAUGUAUGUGUGUAUGUAUGUAUGUAUGUGUGUGUGAGUAAGUUUACUGUGUUUUAUCCAGACUCCGGCCUCUGUAGCUCACCUACAGUAACUUUUGAAGUAUAUUUUGUUUCACAUAGAAGUACCCAGAGUUGUACUUUGGGGUCCUGUGUGAAUAUUUUUGUGAAUUUUUGUUUACAGACUCCGGUUUCUCUGUAGUUCAGCUACAGUCAUUUUUGAAGUAUCUAAUGGUGCAUGCAUUCAGUUUAUAACUACAUUCUGUAUAACACAGCCGACUUUAUAAGGAAAUGUUUUUGCAAGCUGUAAACGUCUGCACAGAACAGGGUUUAAAAAGUGCCUCCAUGUGUGGUAAAUGGGAAUCUUAGUGGCCAUGGUGAAAGUUGCUGCUACGGUACAACUGUCCACUUUGUAUACUGUAUGUACUCUGCUUAAUAUAUCUACUGUUGAGUUUUUUUUUUUUUUUUUGUCAAUCAUUAAACAGAAUAACAUUCA
Dicentrarchus labrax (European seabass) is the source of this 4347-nucleotide messenger RNA. Its product is annotated as proline and serine-rich protein 2. NCBI's taxonomy places the organism in Eukaryota, Metazoa, Chordata, Actinopteri, Moronidae. The coding region runs from base 304 to 2172 and encodes 622 amino acids. The record is from RefSeq and is a predicted model, not a curated record. The transcript is spliced from 4 exons.